Messenger RNA from Neopsephotus bourkii (Bourke's parrot), 1705 nucleotides. RefSeq names its product fibrinogen C domain containing 1 (gene FIBCD1). The transcript is spliced from 7 exons. The record is from RefSeq and is a predicted model, not a curated record. Bases 150 to 1457 code for a protein of 435 amino acids. NCBI's taxonomy places the organism in Eukaryota, Metazoa, Chordata, Aves, Psittaciformes, Psittacidae.
UGCGGUGAAGCGGUGGCAGAGCCUGCGGUGCCGCACACGUGCCGGAGCCCGCUCUCACAACCGGCCGCACGUGUCCAGCGCCUCCAGCCCGGCGCGCAGGUAGCGGCCAUCUGCGCGGCCUCCAGGCGCCGAGGGGCUGCGAGCAGAGGAUGAGCUGCGGGUACAUCCUGUGCACGGUGCUGCUCUCGGUGGCCGUCCUCCUGGCCGUGACGGUGACGGGAGCCAUCCUCUUCAUGAACCACUACCACACCCCCGUCACCGAGCCACCCCCGGUCAUCAGCACCAACCCCGAGGAAGCCAACGCGCUGGUCACCAUCGAGAAAGCCGACAGCUCCCGCAUCAACAUCUUCAUCGACCCCAACUGCCCCGACGCUGCGGGCACCUUGGGGCGCCUGGAGGGGCUGCAGAGCUCCCUGCUGCGCGCCCUCACCGACCACGAUGCCGAGGCCAAGGCCAGCAAGAGCCAGCAGAAGGCUCUGCUGGUCACGGUGGCCGAUGAGGUGGCCAAGCUGCUGACUCACGCCGUGCAGCUGCGUGCUGACUGCGACGGCCUCAAGAAGGGGCACAGCGCCAUGGGGCAGGAGCUCAGCACCCUGCAGGGGGAGCAGGGCAGGCUCAUCCAGCUGCUCUCGGAGAGCCAGACCAACAUGGCCCGGCUGGUGAGCUCCGUCAGCGACGUCCUGGACACGCUGCAGAAGGAGCGAGGUGGAGCCCGGCCCCGGCUCAAGGCUGACCUGCAGCGAGCACCGGCCAGGGGAGCGCGGCCCCGGGGCUGCUCCAAUGGCUCCCGGCCCCGAGACUGCUUUGACAUCUAUGUGAGUGGACAGCAAGAGGAUGGGAUUUACUCCAUCUUCCCCACACACUAUCCCUCCGGCUUCCAGGUCUACUGUGACAUGACAACCGAUGGGGGCGGCUGGACGGUGUUCCAGCGGCGGGAGGAUGGCUCCGUGAACUUCUUCCGUGGCUGGGAAGCCUACAGGGAUGGCUUUGGAAAGCUGACCGGGGAGCACUGGUUAGGGCUGAAGCGCAUCCACAUGCUGACAGUGCAGGGCAGCUACGAGCUCCGCGUCGACCUGGAGGACUUCGACAACGGCACCGCCUUCGCCCACUACGGCAGCUUCGGCGUGGGGCUCUUCUCUGUUGACCCCGAGGAGGACGGGUACCCCAUCUCCAUCGCUGACUACUCGGGCACAGCAGGUGACUCCUUCCUGAAGCACAACGGGAUGAAGUUCACCACCAAGGACCUGGACAACGACCACUCGGAGAACAACUGCGCCGCUUUCUACCACGGCGCCUGGUGGUACCGCAACUGCCACACCUCCAACCUCAACGGGCAGUACCUCAAGGGCCACCACAGCUCCUACGCCGACGGCAUCGAGUGGUCCUCCUGGACCGGCUGGCAGUACUCCCUCAAGUUCACCGAGAUGAAGAUCCGGCCUGUCCGGGAGGAGAAUUAGGUGGAUGGCAUGAGAACCCCCCCCCACCCCGUGCCCUUCCCCAUCACCCCAUUCCCCCAUCUCCCACCCUCCCCAUGCUCCCUAAGGGCUGACUCAUCUUCACGAUCCACCUGGGAGCACCACUGAGGGUGUCUUUAGCCCCAAGGCACCCGUGGACAUCACUGGACCUUUCCUUCCUGCUGCCAUAGCUCUCCUGUGGACAAACUGGGUGUCCUGGACAGAGCGUAACCCACGGCUGAUGCCCAUGG